This is a messenger RNA of Prunus armeniaca (apricot), 201 nucleotides long. NCBI's taxonomy places the organism in Eukaryota, Viridiplantae, Streptophyta, Magnoliopsida, Rosales, Rosaceae. The record is from the annotation of a GenBank genome assembly.
AUGGUGCGAAGGUCACGAAUCUUCAGUAUAGAGAAGUCCUGUAGAAGGAGACAAAGAAGAAGUAGUCGUCAAGCUUCGGGCACUAUUGUGCUACUUGCCGUAGGCUCUCCGAUGCUGAAGUCAGCAGUAUGUGGUUCUGUAGUUGAGAGCAUCAACAUGUGGCUUACCGCUUCAGAAGGGGGUUCUCUUUCGGUAGGUUAA